Messenger RNA from Saccharomyces cerevisiae S288C, 786 nucleotides. RefSeq lists its product as uncharacterized. Bases 1 to 786 code for a protein of 261 amino acids. The record is from RefSeq and is marked reviewed. Gene Ontology annotation, cellular component: mitochondrion. NCBI's taxonomy places the organism in Eukaryota, Fungi, Ascomycota, Saccharomycetes, Saccharomycetales, Saccharomycetaceae. The transcript has a single exon.
AUGCUGGGUUUGGGCCAAUCUGCUCAAGCAUAUGCAAGUGAUGAUGCUCUCAAUAUGAACCAGGCAAAGGAUAAAACGUACAGCGUUCCAGGGUGUGGCAGGGCAAGCGACCUCAAAUAUCCUCAUCGUGACGGACACUCUUCGUCUCACGAACAGCGCUCUGGAAUUUUACCAACUGAAUGCCCAGGCCCUACUUUAAACACCGGUGCCGGUAGCAUCGGUAUCCCGGGAUGUGGCAAAGUCACAAAUAGAGUGGUCAGUGACUAUAACAAAAACGCUAGGUCUACGCUAGCCAAUUUUGAUAGUAGUAAAAUGACCGAGGCAAGAAUGAACAGCAAGAACGUGCCGAUUGGUUGUCAAGACACCUCUGAUCCGCACUUCAAUGGGCCUAUCGACCAACAUGUUCCCGGUGCAGGUUCACCUCAAAGUCAACCUCAUCACAUCGACGCGUGGAACAGCGUUUCUUCUCGCCGUGCCGAUAAUAACAACCAAGACAUGAUGGACCCCCAAACGGCUUCCUCAGACAGGUACAAUGAGAAAAUGAUGAGAGAAGAAAAUAGCGGCGUCUCUGCUUCUUCUUACACCACUAAAGUGCAGGGAUAUCCCGCAAGUAUUCCAUCAUUCAAUCAGGAAACUGAGGAAAAGGAAACCUACGCCUACGGUGUGGGUGAUCGGCACAAUGUCCCAAGAAACCAAAUUAUGGAUGAGACUAAUCCUUCGGCUAACGUUCUAAACGCUACUGAUCAUAGUAUUUCGCACCCUGAGAAUAAGGUCUUGCAUAAGUAG